Molecule: messenger RNA, 5915 nt
Organism: Carlito syrichta (Philippine tarsier)
Lineage: Eukaryota; Metazoa; Chordata; Mammalia; Primates; Tarsiidae
Product: dynein heavy chain 9, axonemal-like
Exons: 26
Coding region: 63-5618 (1851 amino acids)
Biological process (GO): microtubule-based movement
Cellular component (GO): dynein complex
Molecular function (GO): dynein intermediate chain binding; minus-end-directed microtubule motor activity; dynein light intermediate chain binding
Source: RefSeq, a predicted model, not a curated record
GGAGGGCGUCCGGACCGCGUCCCCGUCGCCAGGGAAACCGAAGCAACCCUCAGUCGCGCGCGAUGCUUAGCGCUGGGGAGCUAGCCGCGCUCGCGGAGGAGAACGUGGGCCGGGAACCCGGCGCCGACCCACGACUGAGACUCCUGGGGACCUUUGUGACCCAGAGUCUGCGGCCGGCUGCAGGCGCCUGGGAGCGCUGCACCGGGACUUCCGAGGUGGGGCAGCUGCUCCAGGCCUUCCUGGGCCAAGAUGCUGCGGAGGGUCCGCGGCCGCUGCUGGUGGUGCGGCCCGGGGCCGGGGACCUGGUGGUGCGACCCGGGCUGGACGCGGGACCCGUGUUGGGCCCGGCUCGCGCUAAGGGGCUUUUUUUCCUGCGCACCAGGCCCGAACCUCCAGGGCCCAACAGACUCCGCGGCGCAGUGCUGUGCGGGGACCUGCCCGUGGCGCCUCUGGAGCACCUGGCAGCGCUGUUCUCCGAGGUAGUUAUACCCAUCCUGGCCAAUGAGAAGAAUUGCCUAGACUGGCCCCAAAUGGUGUUUCAGGAUGUCUGGCGGCAUGCCCACAGCCUCCAGUGUGAUCUCUUGGUUAUCCUUGAGCAGGUGAAGGGGAAAACGCUGCUGCCUCUUCCAAUAGGCUCAGAAAAAAUGGAGUUUGUGGAUUCCAAAAGUGAGACAGUCUUGGAUUCCAUAGACAAGUCAGUCAUCUACUCCAUUGAGUCUGCAGUGAUCAAAUGGAGCCACCAAGUUCAGGUGGUGCUCAGGAGAGAGUCUUCUCAGUCACUCUUACAAGGGGAUAAUCCCACCCCUAAGGUGGAGUUGGAGUUCUGGAAGAGCAGGUAUGAGGAUCUGGAAUACAUUUAUAAUCAACUGAGGACAAUAAAGGUGAAAGCUAUGGCUGUGCUCCUGGACAAGCUUCAGAGCAGCUACUUUCCCGCUUUCAAAGCCAUGUUCAGAAACGUUGUAGCAGCUCUGGCCGAGGCGCGGGACAUCCAUGUGCACCUGGUACCACUCCACCGCCACCUGGAAACCCUCGAAAAUGCAGAGUUUCCAGAGGUGAAGUCCCAGCUGCACCCCCUGCUCCACGUGGUCUGCCUGAUUUGGGCCACAUGCAAGUGCUACCGCUUCCCAGGGAGGCUGACUGUGCUGCUCCAGGAGAUUUGCAACCUUCUCAUCCAGCAGGCCUCUAAUUAUCUCAGUCCAGAAGACCUCCUGAGAAGUGAUGUAGAAGAAAGUCAGAGGAAACUACAAGUGGUCUCGGACACCUUGAGCUUCUUCAAGCAGGUGUUUCAGGACAGAAGGGAGAAUCUUCACACUUACUUCAAAGAGAAUCAGGAAAUCAAGGAGUGGGAUUUCCAAUCUUCUUUGGUCUUUGUACGAUUGGAUGGCUUCCUAGGACAACUGCAUGUGGUAGAGGAUCUUCUGAAGACAGUCUUGGAUUUCCAUAAACUGGGAAAGCUUGAGUUUAGUGGCAUCAGAGGGAAUGCACUGAGUCAGCAGGUCCAGCAAAUGUACGAGGAAUUUCAAGAGAUCUACAGGGUCUUCUCAGAGUCUUCCUAUGACUGUUUGGACCUCCAAAGCAUGGACUUUGAAAAUGAUGUCUCUGAAUUUAACCAGAGAGUAGAAGAUCUUGACCGAAGAUUGGGGACUAUCUUUAUUCAAGCUUUUGAUGAUACACCUGGUUUGGAACAUGCCUUUAAGUUGCUAGACAUAGCAGGAAACCUCCUCGAAAGACCAUUAGUAGCAAAGGAUGUAUCUGAUAAGUACCAGGUUCUCAUCCACAUGUUCAGUAAAGACCUGGAAGCAGUGAGGAUGAUCUACAGUCAGCAUGUCCAUGAAAAGGCUGAACUUGGGUUCUCCCCAGUGCACAAGAACAUGCCCGCCAUGGCUGGGGGCCUCCGCUGGGUACAGGAGCUGAGGCAGCGCAUCCAGGGUCCCUUUGCCAACUUUAACCGCAUCCCACACCCUUGUAUGGAAUCUGCCGAAGGAAAGCAAAUGUUACAGAAAUAUGAAGAUAUGCUGUCACUGCUGGAAAAGUAUGAGACAAGACUUUAUGAAGACUGGUGUCAGACAGUAUCAGAGAAAUCACAGUACAAUCUUUCCCGACCACUUCUGAUACGUGACCCAGACACGAAGCAGAUCAUUGUCAACUUUAACCCACAGCUGAUUUCAGUGCUGAAAGAAAUGAGCUACCUUGAACCCGGAGAGAUGAAGCACAUCCCUGAGACAGCAGCAGCCAUGUUCUCCUCCAGAGAGUUCUACCGGCAACUUGUGGCUAACUUGGAGUUGAUGGCAAAUUGGUACAACAAGGUUAUAAAAACUCUGCUAGAGGUGGAAAUUCCAUUGGUUGAGGAAAAGCUGAACAAUAUUGAUCUGUGCCUGAGAGAAGCAGAGGAGACUCUGAACUGGAAAACAGAAGGCAUUUGGGAUUAUGUCAUUCAAAUCACCAGCAGUAUUCAUGAUCUUGAACAAAGAAUUCAGAAAACUAAAGACAAUGUGGAAGAGAUUAAAAACAUCAUGAAAACAUGGGUGGUUCCAAUAUUUAAGAGAAAAGAUGGAAAAAGGGAAUGCCUUCUUUCUCUGGAUGAUCAGCGUGGUAGAAAGGAAAGAUAUUAUAAUCUCAUCAAAGAAUCUGGCCUUAAAAUUCAUGCCCUUGUUCAGGAAAACCUUGGUCUAUUUUCAGCAGAUCCAACCUCUAAUAUCUGGAAGGCUUAUGUUAACUCUAUUGAUGAUAUGUUGCAGAAUGGAUUCUUUCUUGCCAUUGAGUGCUCCCUCAAGUACCUCCUGGAAAAUACUGAGUGUAAGGCAGGACUCAUCCCAAUAUUUGAAGCACAACUGAGUCUAGUCAUCCCAGAAUUAGUUUUCUAUCCAUCUCUGGAGUCCGGAGUGAAGGGGGGCUUCUAUGACAUGGUUGAGGGUCUUGUCACCAGCAUUUUUGGGAUAUCAUCGCUGGUGCCACGGCUUUCCUCACAAAAUGGCUCUCCUCACUAUCAGGUUGACCUGGAGGGAAUGGCCGAUUUAGCAAACAUGCGGUGCACUCUCAUGGAGAGGGUCCAGAGCAUGAUGGCCCUCUGCUGUGGCUAUCGAAACACCUUCAGCCAGUAUUCCUAUCUCUAUGUGGAAGACUGGAAGGAGAUCCUAAGUCAGUUUCUGUUAUAUGGGCAUGUCCUCACCCCUAAGGAGAUUGAAGCUCAUGUGGAAGAUGGCAUCCCAGAGAAUCCUCCUCUCCUCUCUCAGUUUAAAGUGCAAAUUGACUACUAUGAAACUCUCUAUGAAGAGGUGUGUAGGCUGGAGCCCAUCAGGGUGUUUGACAACUGGAUGAAAAUUGAUGUUCGGCCCUUUAAGACAUCGCUGUUGAAUAUAAUUAAGAAGUGGAGUCUCAUGUUCAAACAGCAUCUCGUGGACCACGUCACUCACAGUUUGGCCGACCUUGAAGUAUUUAUAAAGAACAGUGAGAGUGGCUUGCUCAAGAAAGUCGAAAAAGGAGAUUUCAAAGGAUUGGUUGAGAUUAUGGGACACCUUUUGGCUGUCAAAGAACGACAGAGCUGCACUGAUGAGAUGUUUGAGCCAUUAAAACAAACUAUUGAAUUGCUGAAGACCUAUGAACAAGAAUUGCCAGAAAUAGUGUUUAAGCAGCUGGAGGAGCUUCCUGAAAAAUGGAGCAACACAAAAAAGAUGGCUAUCAUUGUGAGACAGCAGGUGGCCCCACUGCAGGCAAAUGAAGUGACAAUUCUCCGCCAGAAGUGCACAGCCUUUGAUGUUGAACAGCAGCAAUUCUGGGAGCGAUUCCGCAAAGAAGCCCCCUUCAGGUUUAAUAGCAUUAAUGCUUAUCAAAUGCUGGAUGUCAGGCACAUCGAGAUCCAGCAGAUGGAGUCCACUAUGGCCUCCAUUUCUGAGUCCGCAAACUUAUUUGAGGUCAAUGUUCCUGACUACAAGCAGCUGAAGCAAUGCAGGAAGGAGGUCUGUCAGCUGAAGGAGCUCUGGGACACCAUUGGAAUGGUGAACUCCAGCAUCUAUGCCUGGGAGACCACCCUGUGGAGGGAUAUCAAUGUGGAAACCAUGGACUUGGAGUGCAAGCAGUUUGCCCGGCACAUUCGAAAUCUGGACAAGGAGGUCAGGGCCUGGGAUGCAUUCUCAGGCUUAGAAAACACUGUGCGGAACACCUUGACCUCCCUAAGGGCAAUAGCUGAGCUGCAGAACCCAGCCAUCCGGGAGCGGCAUUGGAGGCAGCUGAUGCAGGCCACUGGGGUGAGCUUCAGAAUGGACAAGGACACCACUCUAGCACAUCUCCUGCAGCUACAGCUGCACCACUUCGAGGACGAGGUUCGGGGCAUUGUAGACAAAGCCGUGAAAGAGAUGGGUAUGGAGAAAACCUUAAAGGAGCUGGAGACCACCUGGGCUGGCAUGGAAUUCCACUAUGAGCCCCACCCACAGACGAAUGUCCCCUUGCUGCAGUCUGACGAAGACCUCAUAGAGAUUCUAGAGGAUAAUCAAGUUCAACUUCAGAACCUAGUGAUGUCCAAGUAUGUGGCUUUCUUCCUAGAAGAGGUGUCAACCUGGCAGAAGAAGCUGUCAACAGCUGAUGCUAUCAUCUCCAUCUGGUUUGAGGUGCAGCGAACUUGGACUCACCUUGAAAGUAUAUUCAUUGGAUCUGAAGAUAUCCGGGCUCAGCUACCACAGGAUUCUAAAAGGUUUGAAGGCAUUGACUUAGACUUUAAAGAGCUAGCUUAUGAUGCUCAGAAAACUCCAAAUGUAGUGGAAGCCACCAACAAAUCAGGUCUUUAUGAAAAACUGGAAGAUAUUCAAAGCAGAUUGUGCCUGUGCGAGAAGGCCUUGGCAGAGUACCUGGAUACCAAAAGGCUUGCCUUCCCUCGGUUUUACUUUCUCUCCUCCCCCGAUCUGUUAGAUAUUCUUUCCAAUGGCACAGCUCCGCAACAGGUUCAACGUCACCUUUCCAAACUUUUUGACAACAUGGCCAAGAUGCGAUUCCAGCUAGAUGCCAGUGAGAAACCAACCAAGACAAGUCUUGGCAUGUACAGCAAAGAAGAAGAGUAUGUGCCCUUCAGUGAGCCCUGUGAUUGCAGUGGGCAGGUAGAAACUUGGCUGAACCACGUGCUUGCUCACAUGAAGGCUACUGUGAGGCAUGAGAUGAUGGAAGGCGUAGCCGCUUAUGAAGAGAAGUCAAGGGAGCAGUGGCUUUUUGACUACCCAGCUCAGGUGGCCUUGACCUGCACUCAGAUCUGGUGGACGACAGAAGUGGGCAUUGCAUUUGCCAGGAUCGAGGAAGGCUAUGAGAACGCCAUGAAGGACUAUUACAAAAAGCAAGUGACCCAACUCAAAACCCUCAUCACUAUGCUUAUUGGCCAGCUCUCCAAGGGAGACCGGCAGAAGAUCAUGACGAUAUGUACCAUCGAUGUACAUGCCCGGGACGUGGUGGCCAAGAUGAUUGCUCAGAAGGUAGACAGUGCCCAGGCUUUCCUCUGGCUGUCUCAGCUGCGCCAUCGUUGGGAUGACGAGGUCAAACAUUGCUUUGCCAACAUCUGUGAUGCCCAGUUUUUUUAUUCCUAUGAGUACCUGGGAAACACACCUCGCCUGGUGAUCACACCUUUGACUGACAGGUGAGCACAGGUGUCAACCACUGACAACCCUACUGCUGUCUAGCUCAGGCCAUCCAGUGGCCAUCCAAGGUCAAGGUUACCCUCACUUGCUGUAUGUCACAGAGUUGCAGGGAAAGAACCUGACUCAACACAGCAGAUUUAAAAUGAAAGUAAAAGGAUGUAGGGCAGAUCCUUUCCUGGCACAAAUCCAGAGCAAAUCAAUGAACUGUGACUUUUUGAGGAAUUACUAGGCAGUCAUAUACAUCUGGGUUCUAACAGCUCUAGGGCAUACUAGCUGUUUGAACUUGAGAAAAAUUGACCU